This is a messenger RNA of Mangifera indica (mango), 3103 nucleotides long. RefSeq names its product nucleoprotein TPR-like. Bases 420 to 2816 code for a protein of 798 amino acids. The transcript is spliced from 16 exons. Lineage: Eukaryota; Viridiplantae; Streptophyta; Magnoliopsida; Sapindales; Anacardiaceae. The record is from RefSeq and is a predicted model, not a curated record.
UUUUGUACAUAUAGACACAGAAGGCGUAUUAUCGACUCUUAAAGAAAAUGCAUGAUGGAGUGUUUAGGUGAUUGAAUUGCCCUAUAAAUACCGGGAGCGUACCCAUCACCUAAUUUUUACACGCCCAAUCAUCUCUUUGUCUCAGUUAACUUUUUCACUAAUUGCGGUCCAUUACCCACCAAAACCCAUCCCUAAUUCUUCGCUUCCUCUGCUUUUUACACUCUCUUUCGCUAAAUAUCUCUAAUUCUAGGGUUCUUCACAAAUUAGGGUUUUCUGUUGAGACACAAUCAAAGUGUUGGGAGUUUCUGCUUCAAUGGAGGCCACGGCCGGAGUCGCUGCCUCACGCGGCGGUGGUUCUUUGCCGAUGACGUCAUCACGCAAGGAGUGGCGUGCCGUUUCUGACCAUCAUACCGUUCGAAAUGUCAGCGAUGAGGUGGUUAUGUCUCACCAGCAAUCUUUACACUUGGGUUGUGCUUGGUUGCCAUGAAAAUGAUCUAGAACAAUCAAAAUUGGGGCAAUCUGAUGAGAGAACAAUAUAUGAGGUGCAGCAAGGAAGAGAACCAGCUGAUGUGGACUUCUGUUCCAUCCCAGUAGAUUGUAGUUUGGGUAAUGACUUAUUACAGCAACGGCUUCAUAGUGUUGCUAGACAAAGAGAAGAGUUGCAACAUCUGGAGAUUGAGCUUAGAGCUCAAAUAAUUGCAAGAGCUGAGAUCAUUGAAAUGCAAAACCGCUUUGAAUCUCAAAUUAAGGAGCAUUCUAAUGCUACUGCCAAGCUUCAGGAGCAACUUCUUGAAAGGGAACAAAGCAUACAUGAAUUGGAAAAUAAAAUGGAAGAGAAGGAGAGAGAGCUACAUGCAAUCAAAUUAGACAGUGAAGCGUCUUGGGCUAAAGAGGACCUUUUUAGAGAACAGACUAAAGAACUGGCAACAUUCAGAAGAGAACGUGAUCAUUCUGAAGCUGAAAGAGCUCAACACAUAAAACAAAUACAUGAUCUUCAAGAACAUGUACAAGAAAAAGAGAGACAGCUUAUUGAAUUACAGGAGCAGAAUAGGGCUGCUCAGGAAACCAUUAUUUACAAGGAUGAACAACUGAGGGAGGCACAAGCUUGGGUUGCUCGUGCUCAAUUACAGUCAACCACAAACCAGUCACUACAGGCUGAACUGCGUGAACGUACAGAACAAUUUAACCAGCACUGGUUAGGUUAUCAAAGACAGUUUGCUGAGAUGGAGAGACUACAUUUGCAUACGAUACAACAGCUUAGACAUGAGCUGGCUGAUGCAAGAGAAAGAAAUGGAACUUUCACGGAUGAGUCACGUGUAUCACAAAAAAUUUCCAAGGAUGUACCUCAAUUUGGUGAGAACAAUGGGAGCCAACUAGAUGCAAAUGGAGGUGGCACAAUGAAUUCUAGUGCUGGGCCCCACCCAAAUGCAAAUUCAGAUAAUGCUUCUUCUUUUGCUUCAUCUGGCAAUGCAUCCACUCAGACUGAUCGUGUGCCUGGCAUACCAAUUACUCCAUCAUCUCUGCUUGGGUUACCGACCUACCUUCCACCUGGGCAAUUGCCUGCUAUUCAUUCUUUCAUCAUGCAUCAGCCGGGGGUUCCCCAUGCUCUUCCAUCACAUGUUCCGCAAUCUCAUGUUGGGCAUUUUCACUCAAUGCCAGCAAUGUCAUCCCUGCAACAGUGGCAGAACCAACAGGCUGUAUCAGAGGGUUCACAAAUUUCUGCACCAUGUCAACAGCCACCAUCUCAAACAGAUCAAAACCUUUUGAGAUCAGGUGCCAAGUAUGAAUAUGACAUGUCCAUAAAUGGAAAAACUCUUCAGUCCGGUUUUUUGGAAGUUCAUAUCAGCCAAGGCAUGAAGCCAGACUCAGUGAUUUCUUCAUCAUCCGCAGAAGCACAGGUUUUUGAGUCAAUGGAUAGAAGCUACCUUGUUGCUCAUCAAACUGAUCAGAACUUGUCACAAGUUUCUUCCCAAUUUUGUGAUGUCUUGAGACUAGACAGCAUUGAACAGAACAGUUCCAAGGUGCAGCGUGAUCUGAAUUUAACUGAUAAUGGACUACAGGAUGAAGUUGUAAAAGCAGAAGAGCAAAGUUCUGCAGCAAGUGCAUCUCCAUCUGAUAAUACAAUUUGUUCGAUUUAUCCCGGUGAAACCACAAUCAAGAAUGACAGUGGUGCAACUAUGCAUGAAGCAUUGAUCUCAAAUGCACAUACAAAUACACUAAUGGCAGGAAAGACUUCAGACUCUAGUCUCCUUGAUGAAAGAUCUUUAUUGGCAUGCAUUGUCCGCACAAUUCCAGCUGGUGGUAAAAUUCGAAUUAGUUCAACGCUACCAAAUAGACUUGGCAAAAUGCUUGCACCUUUACACUGGCAUGAGUAUAAGAAACAAUAUGGAGAGCUUGAUGACUUUGUGGCCAGCCACCCAGAGUUAUUUGUUAUUGAGGGUGACUAUAUUCAGCUGAGAGAAGGGGCACAAGAAAUGAUAGCAGCUACAGCAGCUUUUGCAAAAGUUGCAGCAGCAGCUGCAGCAUCUUCUCCUUACUCCUCAUUUUUGCCCUCUGUGGCUGUUACCCCAAUGGCACGGCCAAAAAAGUUUAUUGAUUCCAACUCAGUUAUUCGGAAUCAGCAUCUUAAUGGUGUUGAUUUUUGUAUGGCUGGAGGUCUCUCAAACAUAAAGAUUUUAACCAAAUCUAGGGACCCAUUUGAACUGAAUGGAGUGAAUUUUGAGAGGUCAAGUGUGAUAAGUAAUCAAAACAAGGGCUCAACUCCAGCAAGGUCUAAUUUUGGUGGCAAGCAGCAGGGGCAACUGGUGCUGCACUAACCUCCUGCAGAUGGAUGGAUGGAAUCACAUGGAUAAUAUUUUGAUUAUAGAGGUGUACUAAGCACUGAUCUGAGAAUAUAUUGGGAAUGAGUUGUAGAAUGUACUUCCAGAUUGGAAUUAUUAGCAAUUUUUUGCAUAUGGUAUGAAUCAAUCUAUCUCAGAAUGAAACUGCCAGCUGACAUAGAUUUUAUUCAUUGUUUUCCACCCGUCUUUGUUGGAAAAUUUCUAAAUUAACUUUGUCAUGUACUCAAGAUUGCAGUCACCGUGCAGUGAUAUUCUUGCCCACA